UGAGGGUAAUUUUGAGAUGGCGACAAUGUGUUUCGAAAGAGCUGGAGAUCCAUACAAAGAGAAAUGGGCAAAAGCUGCUGGACUUAGAGCUGCUGCUAACCAAAUGGGUGGUUCAAAUUCUGAACUGGCUCGCAUUCUUCUGACAGAGGCUGCUGAGAUUUUUGAAACAACUGGAAAGUUCGAGAUUGCUGCAAAAUGCUUUAUUCAGUUAAAGAAAUUCCAAAGGGCAGGUACGCUUUAUCUGAAGAAUUGUGCGGAAUCAAGGCUAGAGGAUGCAGCUGAUUGUUUUUCUCUUGCUGGAUGCUGGUCUAUUGCGGCCGAAGUGUAUGAUAGGGCCAAUUGCUUGUUGAAAUGCCUGGCUGUUUGCACCAAGGGAAAUCUUUCGGAAGCGGGGCUUCAGUUCUUAGAGAAAUGGAAAGCAGAUGGAAUCUUUGAUGCUUACGCAGCUGAAAAUCAAGGGCUGAAUGAUUUGAGACAAGAGUUCCUAGAAAAAUGUGCAUUUCACUAUCAUCAAGUGAAAGAUACAAAUAACAUGAUGAAGUUUGUUCGAGCCUUUAACUCAUUGAACUUGAUGUGGAAUUUCUUGGUAACUCAUAGUUAUGUCGAUGAGCUCGUGGAUUUAGAGGUCGAGUCUGGAAACUCUAUGGAGGCUGCCAAUUCUGCCAAACUGAGAGGAGAUCUUCUUCUUGGGGCAGAAAUACUAGAAAAGGGUGGACACUAUGAAGAAGCAUCAAAGAUCAUACUUUUGUAUGUUCUUGUCAAUUCUCUUUGGAUAACAGGAAGCAAAGGUUGGCCCUUAAAGAAAUUCUCAAACAAAGAGGAACUUUUAACAAAAUCAAAAUUGAUUGCAAAGACCAGAAAUGACCACUUUUAUGAGUUAAUCUGCGUGGUGGCUAGCUCAUCAUCAGAGAAAGACAGCUGCUUAGCAGAGAUGGGAGAUUGUUUGGCUACUUCCCAGAGGCUCGGUCAUCUUGGAGCAGAAAUUUUGUACCUUCGGAAGAUACUUGAUUUCCAUCUUAAGGUAAGGCUGGACACAUAUGAACAAGAUGAAAUGGUGGUGUUGGACUGUGAGAAACAUGCAACACUUAUGAUUUCCCGUAAUAGGGUCUCUACUCAGACCUUUAAUUUAUUUCUGGAAUACAUGGAGGGAGAAGAUUCUAAGCAUACUGAUGUUCCUUGGUUCUGUUGGAACAAUAAAUGAGAAAGACUACAAGGGCUAUGAUGAGUUUUGUUUGGGUUACUUGGGUAUCUGCAAAACGGUACAAAAUAGCAGUUCCAUCUACACAUUGCUACAUGCAGAUGCCUAUUGGACGAAAGACAUCUGUCAUAAAUCUGUUAGACGAAAUGGGGAAUUGGUUGCAAUGGAUGCUCACCAGUUUGUAUCUGCUGCUCAGAGUUUCUGGGUUUCUGAAUUCACUUGUGUUGGUAUGAAUGUCUUAGAGAAGCUCAAUACCCUCUAUCGUUUUUAUGUCGGAAACUCUGUCUCAAUGUUUGAUCAAGGAACAACUUCUCUUCACACGUUUGAAGUCACAAAGGGGCUCAUGGAAUCCAAGGUAUUGGACUGGGAGGCUCCUAAGGCACUACUGGAGUAUUCAGCAUCUUCUAGGCAGCAGGUUCUUGAAAUUAUAUGUCCCUCAGACUCAAAAAUGAUUUUUUCUGAAGAUAUGAUGAAGCUAAGGAACACAGAGCUGUGUAGGGAAAUUACCAAAGAAGUAAUUAUGGAAAUAAUCAGCUCAGAAAGGGAGUUAUCUCUUGGGCAAAUCUUGAAAGUGGUGAUGCUGAUAUAUGUGUCUGGGAGUCUACCUGUUCAAAUAUAUCAGGUGAUUGUAAAUCGUUUCGACCUGAACCCACAUUGGAAGUCCUUCUUUGAGCAGUUUAAAGAUUGCCUUGAUUCAGGGAUUGUGAGGUUAUCAUUUCUCUUGAAGAUUAGAGAAUCUUUAGUGAAAACCUGUCAACCCAAUUGGAGCAACAUGUCAAGUUAUCUUUCACCAUUCCACUUUUUGUAUCUUCUGGAACGCUUCCUUUAUUUGGCAAGUUCCUGGAAAGAUAUGUUUUUCAUGACGAAGUCUUGUCUUCUGGAAACUCUUGCAUGUGAGAACUGGAAACUGAACUCAAAAUCUGAGUUGGAUGCAGAUGCUAGCUUAGAGGAAGAACUACAUUCUCUGGAAAGUUUUCUGUUGAGCUUAAGUCAUAAUAUACUUUUGGGGAAGAAUGGCACACUGGAAUGGUUUGAGAAAACUGAUAUUGCAGCCAAGAAAGACUAUCCUUCUCUUGUUUUAAGGGUGUUUAUCCUUGCUGGUCUAGUUUGUAUCAAUUCUGGCUCUGAAGAUCAUUUUGAUGAUCUCUGUGGUCUACUGCUUCAAGAUGACAUAUGUUCUUUUCUCCCACUGGAAUUUCUUAAGUUCCUUGGCUUUGCAAAACCUUCCAUAGAUCCCCUUCCAGAAAGUAUCCAGGGAGUUUGAUUACAAUAAAUCAUCUACAGUAUUCGCGGAGGUGCUUAAGAUGAUUGGGAAUCCUCUGGUGAUUCUGUAUUUAGGUGAAAAUCGUCCAACCUUUUCUUGUCCUGAUGCCAUAUUCAUAGACAUGGAGUUGAUUCUGUGUAGAGAAGAUAUAUUGGAUAUACUGUACCACAAGAGAACAGAAUGUCUUCAGAAAGAUGCCGUAAUCGAAUUGGAGUCAGAAUGCAAUAUUGGGAGCAUUAUUCACUAUUCUCAGCCUUCCAGUUCAUUCAGUGAAGAGGAACAGCAGUUCAUGGAGAAUGAGGGCACAGAUGUCGAUGAUUUGCAAGGGGGUUACAAGGUGGUGGUUGUGCGUGAUGAUGACGGUUUUUCUAUGAAUCCAUUGGCAUUGAUGUUUAAUACAGAGUUACUUAUUCGUAUUCUUCGUGCUGCAAUUGUCAAUGCAUCAUCUAUUGCUGAAGAUCGUAGGUUCUCUGCUGAAGCAGAAAUCAUGAUUGGUGAAUUAAAGCAAAUCUUAAUUGCUGUAAGGGUUUCUUGUCCAAGAGAGGAGAACAUGCAGCUCAUCCUUUCAAGAUUUUCCGAAUUACUUAUGAAGUGUAAAGUAAAAAGAUUAGGUCAAAUGUUGGCUCCUUUUUUUUCAAUGCUUAUGGCUUCAGAUAAUGUUGCUGGACCUUCUCAGUCCAGUGUUUCAUCAAAGAGUAGCAAGAAGAAGGAAAAAUCAAGAUCGGAAAAGGAUAAGAAGGGGAAAGGCAGAAGGAAGUAAUAUUGUAGUACUAUUACUUGAGUCUUUUUUUACAGGACAGGUUGUAGGUGCACUGGGUUUGAAAGCCAAUGCAUGCUGCUGCCUGAUUUGUAGUUUUUUGGUAAGUUAGAGCGUCCACACUGGUGCGAGUAUAACCAAAGAUCAAAGACUAAAAAAGAAGACCAAAUUUGGGUUUAGUCCGUCGUGUGACGCAGUGGGGAAAGAGUAAAUUUGGUCGCGCGUUGAUAAAGCUUAUGCCUGUAAUCAGGCGUUGAUAAAGAUAACGCCUAAAAUGAGGCGUUUGUAAAGAUCCCGCCUGAGUUUGGGCGGGGAGAUUCACAAAAAAAAAAAAAAAAAAAAGAAGUGGGG
Molecule: messenger RNA, 3570 nt
Organism: Papaver somniferum (opium poppy)
Lineage: Eukaryota; Viridiplantae; Streptophyta; Magnoliopsida; Ranunculales; Papaveraceae
Exons: 4
Coding region: 17-1201 (394 amino acids)
Source: RefSeq, a predicted model, not a curated record